AUGAAAUUUACAUUUAUCAGUUUACUGAUAUUGCUAAUUGGACAGUUAGUGAGUGCUGUUAGUCUUCCACGGACUCCUGAUGUCGAUGUUCAAUCGUUAUACCAAUCACUUCAGUACAAUCAAGAUGAACAACAAUUGAUUGAUAGUUUUGUCAAAGAAUUAACUCAAAUUACAAAGUAUAAUGGAACCAAUGCCACUCAGUGUAAUAGAUGUAUUAGAAGAUUGGAAGUUGGACAUGAUUUGGCUUUGUUGAAGCCAAAAUUGAUUCAUCCGGUGUUCAUUAAAUGGUGUAUUGAUAAUAAGAUUGACGAUGAAAUUGAAUGUAGAAUUCAUUACGGUAGAAAUACUGUUGAAAAUAAUACUUACGGAUCAGAUUUUGCUAAUAUGUUAUAUUUAAUGGACCCAUCGGGAUACGAUGGACAGUUAUACUGUUCAUACAUUGAAAAAACUUGUGAAAUUCCAGCAACUCCUAAGAUAGACUUGAGUGAUAAAUGGCCGGCCAAACAACCAAAACAUUACAUUGCACCAGAACCAAGUAAUGAAACUUAUAAUGUAUUGCAUGUGAGUGACUUCCAUAUUGAAAUGGAUUAUCAAAUUGGAUCCGAGGCCAAUUGCUCCCAAUAUAUGUGUUGUACUAAUCAUAAUUAUAAUAAAUUACAACCACCGAAAGGUUAUAAUUAUACAAAAAAUUCCAAUUUCACUCAAGAACAAUUAUCAAAUUUAAGUUUUUAUAAUGGUUUUUACGACGAUGAAUUGAAUUAUCAUAAAGAUCAAACCCCGGUUGAGAAUGUAUUAUCAAAUACAUCAAUUUGGCAACCAGCCACCGAAUUUGGAUCCUAUUUAUGCGAUGCUCCCGAAGUAUUGAUAAACAGCUCAUUAAAAUCAAUUGUUCAAUAUCAAGAAGAAUUAGGUUUGAAUUUUAAUUUUUCAAUUUUCACUGGAGAUCUAGUCGAUCAUGAUGAACAAGCAUAUAUUGGAUUUGAAAAAGCAGCUAAAAGUGAAGAAUUAAUUUUCAGAGAUAUGAAAUCAACUUUGAAAGAUUUACCAGUUUAUCCAGUUUUGGGAAAUCAUGAUACUUACCCUUAUGCCCAAUUAGCACAAGAAAAAUCUGGAUUCAAAAACUUAAUGGAUUGGAAUGCUAAAUUAAUGGGAGAAAUGUGGCAAGAUUACGGAUGGUUAAAUGAAUCGACUGCUAAAUACGCAAAAGAACAUUACACUGGAUAUUCGGUAACAACUACCCAGAAUUUAAAAGUAAUUGCAUUAAAUUCAAAUGCUUAUUAUUUAUCGAACUUAUAUAACUAUUGGAAUGCAACCGAUAUUGAUUCAUUUGGACAAUUUCAAUUUUUAAUUGAUGAAUUAGUUGCUAGUGAAGCAAUAGAUCAAAGAGUUUGGAUUAUUGCUCAUAUUCCUUUAGUUCAAGAAGCUUUACCAGUCCCUGCUGAAGUUUUCAAACAAAUCAUUCAGCGAUUUUCUCCUUAUACCAUUGCUGGUAUUUUCUUUGGUCAUACUCAUUUAGAUCAAUUCAAUGUUUUAUACGAUGGUGAAGUUUCUAAUAAAACUGAAGAAAAUGCUCAAAACAUUGCCUGGAUUUCCCAAGCCGUUACUCCUUUGACUGAAAAUAAUCCUUCUUGGAGAUAUUACUCUGUUGAUACUAAAACCCAUUCAAUCAUGAACUCCUAUAAUUAUUAUUUCAAAUUAAAUGAUACUUUUGUUAAUGAUUCCGAAGAACCCAUUUGGGAAUUCGAAUAUAGUGCAAGAGAAGCCUAUAACGUUGUUAAUUGGCCCGAUGAAUCUCCUUUGAAUGCUACUUUCUGGCAUAAAGUUGCAAAUAAAGUUAAUUCUUCUACCGAAAUUGCUCAAACAUAUAAUAACUAUAAGAAAAGAUUCAGUCCAUACGUUCCAGAUUGUGCCAACUCAAAGGGCUGUGAUGGUUCUUAUUGUUUCUUAGCUUCGUUCACCUAUAAAGAUUAUCGUGCUUGCAUGGAGUAUUAUAGCGAACCGAGCGCUUCAUUAUAG
Molecule: messenger RNA, 2016 nt
Organism: Hyphopichia burtonii NRRL Y-1933
Lineage: Eukaryota; Fungi; Ascomycota; Pichiomycetes; Serinales; Debaryomycetaceae
Product: acid sphingomyelinase family protein
Exons: 1
Coding region: 1-2016 (671 amino acids)
Molecular function (GO): hydrolase activity
Source: RefSeq, a predicted model, not a curated record